Diaporthe amygdali is the source of this 711-nucleotide messenger RNA. RefSeq names its product exosomal core protein csl4. Lineage: Eukaryota; Fungi; Ascomycota; Sordariomycetes; Diaporthales; Diaporthaceae. Gene Ontology annotation, cellular component: nuclear exosome (RNase complex); cytoplasm. Bases 1 to 711 code for a protein of 236 amino acids. The transcript is spliced from 2 exons. The record is from RefSeq and is a predicted model, not a curated record. Gene Ontology annotation, biological process: RNA processing. Gene Ontology annotation, molecular function: RNA binding.
AUGGCAACAUCAACACUCGCAAUCCCAGGCCAGCUGCUCGGCCCAGCCUCAAAAUACAAGCCCGGCCCGGGCGUGCACCUCUACGAAGCAAAUCUCUACAGCUCCCUCCUAGGCACCGUGACGAUCGCCCAGCCUGCCUCCCAGUCCUCCGCCGCCGGCAGCCAGGGGCCCGCGAAGCGCAUCACGAGGAUCACGCAGAACCUCCCGUCCAGGGCAGCAGCAGGGUCACCGGCCGAGCUGCCCACGAUAUCAGUGUCGCGCGGGGCAGGCGCCGGCGGCGUCGGCUUCGGAGGGGCAGGAGCAGGAGGAGGCAGCAAGAAGCAGCGUGAGGUCCUGCCACAGGUGGGCAACACGGUGCUGUGCCGCGUGACGCGCAUCACGCCGCGCCAGGCCGUCGUCGCUAUCCUGGUCUGCGGCGACACGGUCCUCGAGGCCGAGUGGCAGGGCGUCAUCCGCGUCCAGGACGUGCGCGCCACCGAGAAGGACCGCGUCAAGGUCUAUGAGAGCUUCAGGCCGGGCGAUAUCGUGCGCGCAUCGGUGAUUUCCCUCGGUGACCAAGCGAACUACUACCUGUCCACGGCGAGUAAUGAGCUCGGUGUGAUCAUGGCCGUCAGCGAGGCUGGCAAUGCCAUGUACCCUGUCACAUGGAAGGAGUACAAGGACCCUGAGACGGGGCUGAGUGAAAGUCGCAAGGUCGCGAAGCCAUUCUAA